Messenger RNA from Lagenorhynchus albirostris (white-beaked dolphin), 1105 nucleotides. RefSeq names its product family with sequence similarity 220 member A (gene FAM220A). The record is from RefSeq and is a predicted model, not a curated record. Gene Ontology annotation, biological process: negative regulation of transcription by RNA polymerase II; protein dephosphorylation. Gene Ontology annotation, cellular component: nucleus. NCBI's taxonomy places the organism in Eukaryota, Metazoa, Chordata, Mammalia, Artiodactyla, Delphinidae. Gene Ontology annotation, molecular function: STAT family protein binding.
AUGGCAGCAGCUCUGUGGGGCUGUCUGGCUCUUACACUCGGCCACCACCGGCUCCUACAGGGUCUUCUGCAAGGGGCUGACCCAAAUACUGCUCGUCUUAGACCUGACCUGGUAGCUGCGCAUCAACUUCCCCUACGUCUUCAUCAUAGCUUCCAUGACGCUCAAAGUCCACAUGCAGAAGAAAUUCAGCUUCAGCAGCUGUUCAGAGGAAGACUGGAUCUGUUCUUUGCUCCUGCAAAAGAGUGUUUUGCUGGGGUGUCCUGUGGCACUGGAGAAGCUCAGGUGAGGCACUGGCUGGGAGGAGGGCCCACUGCCACUGAGAGCCACAGAGGACAGAGCCACAAAGGAGAGCCUGGGGAGUCAGGACUACCAUCCUCUCAAAAAUGGUCAGAAAUGGGGAUUUGUGAGGCUGAACCACCAAGUGCUCUUCUGGAGAGGCUAGACUCUGAGUUGGAACUGUCUUGCCUGCAUUCCAUCCUGUCUACACUGCCAGCACAUCCCCAAAUAUUCUUGAAUGAUGAGACAAAAUGUGUUUUCCCUGGCCAUUCAAAGCUCAUGUUUUCAGAGCAAACAGUAGAAUACAAGAAAAUACUUUCAUGUGAAAAAAGUACCUCAAAUGAUCUGCAGAUAACACUGGCAUUACUGGCUCUACAAGCUUUUGAAUUUGCAAAUCUGUUAUGUCAUAAUUAAGGUACAAGCAGAACAAUAAAAAUAGAUUAAUUUUAAAAGUCCUAAAUGAUUUCUUUUGCAUUAAGUCUGGAUGAAAACCAUGCAGCCAUGAAGCUCCUGCUUUGGUUUGUAUGACCAGAUAGACUUAAAGUAAGUGGAAUUCAAAUUCAUGGAAAGCUGGUUGAUAUGGAAGGAAAUUUUUGACUUUUUAAUUGUGCUUGAAAGACAUUCAGGAUUGGGAAACCAUUUCAAGGAGAAUAUUGAUAUAUCCUACAUAAAUAUCAGAUUAGACCCUAAAGAUUUAACAUGAAGCAUUUAAUAUGCCUUCAACACCCAUUCUAAAGGGCUACGGUCCCAGAUACUGUCUCUCCAGACUGUCUCUGACCAUCUAAUGGAAGUAGAUAUUUGUAAAAUCAACCCCUCUGUACUUGCUCUG